UCAAAUAGUCUUGAAAAUAUUUUACUGUUUAGGAACCCUAGGCUGUGUCGGGUUUUCCUCUUGGAGAAACUUUAAAGAUCGUUUUCAAACUUGUUUGAAAACUCCUGUUGGGGGCUCAGGGGCCAGCACGGAAGGUCUACUGGAGGUUAAACAUAUUCUCCAACCUAUCUGUUCCUCUUUGCGCACUGUCGACAUUACCGACACCAGUAUCACCAACGUCGGCCUGGAGUUCCUCUACAGGAAGAUCGAGAAGUUGAGUUCCCUCGGCGAGUACUGCAUCAGUGACUCCUUCUUCAGGUCCCUGUGCGUGGUGUCCAGCCUGAAGAUGGACAAGUUCCCCCUCAUCUCCCUGCACGCCAGGAAGGUCUCCACCACGGGGAUGUACAAUCUUCUUCAUGUAUUCAACAAUAUAAGGAGUUUAACCUGUUGGGAACCCAUGUUUGAUAUCUGGGAUCUUUCAUACUUUCCCCAUCUUAGACAACUCACGCUCAUUCGAGUUCGAUACUCGGAAUCCGUUCUUAACUCGAUCAUCUAUUAUUUCGAGAACUGUAAGCGAGCCAAAUAUCUGGAGAAGAUUUGCCUGGAAUUUAUUGUUCAGGAUCAGGAUAUCCAGGAGGCCCCUGUCCUGUAUAUCCCGGAGGUUGAUGUAUCCAAGAUUUUUCACAAAUGCGAAAGUUUAAAGGUUUUCACAAUCGAGUUUAAGGACAGUCUUCAAGCCACGCCCUCCCUGGGCUACUCCGCCUACAACAAUCCAAGGAACGUGACGAGGGCGUGGUUCCAAAGCUUGUCCCACGUCCAGUUCGGACAGAUGGUUCAGAACAGCGUGGUGUCCGUUAUUCUCGGGAACUGCCCUAGUCUUGUUAACUUUCAUGCUAACCAUUGUCCAGACCUGGGGGAUUCAGAUCUUACAGAGGCUUUACCUAUAGAAAAAGCGGAAUCAAGGCUAAGACUGCGCUGUUUCUAUAUUUACGAAGCUUCUCUUCUAACAGAAAACUCUUUCUACACAAUCCUGGAAGCUUUCCCGAAUCUCAGACAAUUUGGAAACCUAUCUCGCUGGGCGGUGAACUGUGAGGGAAUACAGACGAUCGUUCGAACAAUCAGGAAUAAUAAUCUAGAGGUUGAAAUAUUGUGUGGUUCUCAUUGGUUUCAGUCCGCCUGUGAGCAGGAAGUUAUAAUCUGAAACUGGGAUCAAAUCAAGGAUCAAUGUCCAACCCUCAGCCCUGCAUCAAUCAUGAAUUAAACAAUGAUGAAACCAUAAUCAAAUUUGAAUUUUUACAAAGCAACAAGAUUAAAAAAUCAGAUCUGGGAACCUUUGUGAUGAAUACCCAUAAUGCCGAUCGUUUGAUCUUGAUAUUCACAUCGGGUACUUUAGAAUUAUGCGCAGAAUAUUCUGCCUGGUCUCUUCAUUUUGGAAAUCAGCUAUUUCACUGUUGUCUCAUUGGUUGAAUCCAUAAUUCCCUGGCUUCUAAUUGGCUGUCUGUUUUCCACAGACGACACUAUUUACGGGAUAUCAAAUACAGAUUAAAUUAAUCUGCAUGUUAACGAAAGAUGGAGAUCAAGCUUUGAUCUCGAUAUCCACAAUACAAGAGUUCCCACCUAUGGUUAAGAAUUAGGUCUUGAAUAUGGUUUGCUAUAUUUCCGAUAUCAGCGGGGGCGAAGGGAUAUGUUUUGAAAACCUCGUUAUUCUUAAUGUUAUUUUUGAGGGGAAAUAAUCAAAUUUUUUUUAAGUUGUUUAAAUGUGAUUUUGAUCUAAGUGAUCUCAACAAAAAUCUAGUCCUAUUGUUAACACCAAAGAUUUAAAAAUUGUUUUAUUUUAUUUAUAUAUUAUAAUAUUUUCUAAUACAGUUUUCACUUGCAUUUAUUAUUUAAUCUACAGUAAUAACCAGAAAACUAUGGAAUUUGAAGUCGCCUUUUAAACUCAAGCUAUGACUCUUAAUAGCGCAUUAAACAUGAGGCACAGCAAUUGUGCAAUGUAAACAGACCCAUUUUACUUUUGUAAUUUAAUAACUUUCAAGUAAAGCUAUUUGCUUUGUAUCAAAAUCAAAUGCACUUCAUUAAUUCUAUAAUGUCGUGUUCCAAUUCCACGGUUUUCUGGUUAUUACUGUAGUCAUUUUUUUACUUUGGGUUGUCUUUUAUGACAAACUGACAGCUCAUUAAACUUUAUCUCUUGUUUUAAUAUUUAUUUAUUUAAUUUAUUAAAAUUAAUUUAUUUCGACAUGCAAAAUUCUUGAAAUUAUCCCGUUGAAAAGUUGCCGUUCGUUGUUAAUAUAGACAUGAAGUAGUAAUUUAUCUAAAUAGAACUUACUAUAAACAUUAAACAUGUUGAUGUCUAGCGUAGUACAAUAUGUAAUGUACCAAAAGUUUCAAUGUCUUUUAAAACAAUAUUUUUAAAGAUAAAUCGGCGCGAAUGUGUAAAAAAUCUGAGGAAAAAGAUUAAAAAUUAAAUUUAUAUUUCAAUGAACAUGUUAAGUUUUACCGUUUUCAAAUGUUUAAAUGUAUUUUUCCAUUCGUCGGUGAAUAGCAUUAUAUUUCAGA
This is a messenger RNA of Eurytemora carolleeae, 2535 nucleotides long. RefSeq lists its product as uncharacterized. NCBI's taxonomy places the organism in Eukaryota, Metazoa, Arthropoda, Copepoda, Calanoida, Temoridae. The transcript has 6 exons. The record is from RefSeq and is a predicted model, not a curated record. The coding region runs from base 326 to 1180 and encodes 284 amino acids.